Molecule: messenger RNA, 4782 nt
Organism: Verruconis gallopava
Lineage: Eukaryota; Fungi; Ascomycota; Dothideomycetes; Venturiales; Sympoventuriaceae
Exons: 1
Coding region: 739-4146 (1135 amino acids)
Biological process (GO): protein phosphorylation
Molecular function (GO): ATP binding; protein kinase activity
Source: RefSeq, a predicted model, not a curated record
CUGCCCACACUCUCGCUCUCUCUCCCACUCCCACACAUACACUGCCGACCCUCUCUCCCACUUCGCACGCCCCCAUCCCAUCCUCAACCCACUUCUGCUCGUUCUCUUUUCUGCCCACUCCCCCCCUUUUUCCUCCUCGGAGCACCGCAGGCGCCCUGCUUUGGCCUUCGCUCGAGCAGCGCGCGCGACCCUCCAAAUCCUGGUCGCCGUCUUGUUUAUCGAUCGGUCCUGCCGCUGUCUGCGGCCGCGUGAGCGGGAAAGAGAGAGCGUGUGUGCGCGAGAGCGCGAGAGGAAGCGUGAACGAGUGGCAGGAAGGGAAAGAGAGCGUGUGUCUGCGUGCGCGCGCGUGUGAAUGCGUCGCACACUCGUCCGUCUGUUUCAGGACACCUUCGCGUAGCCAAGUCACGAUUUGUCACCGCGAAGCCAACACCGCACAUCCAAGCCCAGCGACUGCGGAUCGGGCUGUUGUCGCGGCUUCGAAUGGACACGCCCUCUGCUCUGACUGCUGCGCACCUGGAGGUGUGAAUCGUAGGCUGGCCGUCUCCGCCGUCACUGCCUGCUUCCACCAACCCGCCCGCCAACUCACCUCCCAACACAAGCGAUCGGUACAGUCGCUGGACACUGUCUGCAUCUGGAAACCGCGCUCCUGGUGUGCUGAGAGCACAUCCACCCCUUCUGUUCACCACCCGCCUUCUUGGUCACUGCACGGCGUCAUCCUGUGCCGUCGCAACCGCAUCCAUGGACUGGUCGUACUCACCCCAUCGCGAGGCCGGUGGCACACUCCACGUACCUUCGCCAACGCAUUCGCCCCACUACGACGCCAUCGCCCUGCAGAAGCUGCGGCGAUCGCUGUCGCGGUCUCCGUCCAAACCGACGCGCCUACAGCUCACCACCCGCUCGCCUGCUGCGUCGGCGAACAACCCGCCUCCUUUGUCGCCAUACGACGUCGUGCGCGCAGUCAGCCCCGUUCUGGCAAAGGACAGUCAGCACAUGGCCUCUUGGUCGCCGCUUGCGGAGCCACGCACGAUCCAGCGACCCAAGUUCGCGCUUAGACGCGUCGCCCCAUUCCGAUCCUCGCCCCGGCUGAACAAUGCCGGCCGCGCAUCCAUUCGCAAAGUGCUGACCGACACGUCCAACCAAGGAAACCUGACGCCUUCGCUGUCCCGAAGAAACUCGGGAGACGAGAACGACUCGUCCUCGAGCAGCGAGCAGUCACCCGAGGCGAAGACUGGCGCAAAGACGCCGGCCUUGCGCACGCCUCGACCGGACGAAGCACCUCCGUCUUUUGACUUCAGUCAGACGAACCCGAGCCAUCUCGCGACCAUGGCCGAGCACUUCACGCCGGCCAAGUCCAGUCCGCUGAAGCGCGUGGACGGGAGGAUAAGUUUGGACCAGCCGAACUACGGAACGCCCGCGAAGCGUCGAAGUCUCCACGGCUCUUCGGACUUUGACAUCUUCUCGCACAGCGUGACGAGUCUCCCAAGUGAGAGCGAGCCGACCAGAGCGUCGGAACCGGAACCUGCUACCACAACGCCGUUUGGAUCGCCAGCGUUGCGCCGAUCGUCAUCCACGCGCAAGUCUGCCCUCCUGCGGCAGACGCCCGCUCCAGCGAGAAAUCGCUACAGUCUAGACUUUUCCAAUGAAAACGCCACGCCCUUGCCGGCCGCCCAAAAGGCCCGGCAACGCGCGUCGCUGGAUUCAUCGUUCUUGCUGGGCCCGCAGCAAGAGUCACCCUUCGUGAAGCCUGCGCGCCCGGCUCCCACGAGCGUAGUCUUUGGAAGAAGCUCCGCUCUGUCCCGUUCGACGGCUGGGCAGCCCCAUCCGCUUUCGAACGCCCUGACUGCGUCGUCGGCAUCUUCUGGCUCAAGCCUUGCCGACAGCAGCCCAAGCAACACGGCCUUCGCAGCACCCUCUGCACCCAAGAAGUAUCAGCAUAGCUUCGCAAAGUCUCUGCCUUUGGGCGUGCCGCGUCCAACCGAGAGCUUCUCGAGUCAGGACACCCAGAGUUCCUUCGAAACCCCGGAUCUGUACAAGUUUGCACGGCCGAACCCCAACGCUUUCAUGUCGACCGGCGUCAUCUCCAAACGGAACCGAAAUCUAGACGUCUCGAACGAGCCGGUCUACCAGAUGCCAGACACGCCCUCCAAGCGUGCAUCUUUUCCUCCGGUCACGGCCUCGCCGUUUCCGAGCAGCGCAUUCAAGAAGAUUGGCCGGCCGAAGCUCGAUUUCGGAGUGCCUACUUCCCCGUUCGUGGCAACUGCCCAUACGCCGGGCGGCUAUCCGAAGGCCGAGAUCAUGUUCCCGCCCAUUUCGAAUGCUGGUCUGGCACGAAAGACCAGCUUUAUGAGCAACGACGGCGAGAAUCUGACCGGCUCGCCUUCCGCCCCGAACGACAGUCAGUCGAGCGCUGAUGAGCUUCCCCCAACGCCGACAAAACCGGCCGGCAAGAAGGAGAAAGAGAACAGCCUGCGAAGCAGCCUAUUUGGACGCCGGACGUCCCUAAAUCCUGAUACAUUUGUGCCUCCAAGUGCUGCACCUGCUGGUUCUAGCACCGAGGACGGAGAUCGUAAGUCACUCACAUUUUCUUAUCUUCGAGACGGUCCGAAAAAUGGCGAAGAGUUAGACGUGGCAGGUGAAGACUUAACUGCCUCCACCCGCGAACGCACACAGUUCACGAUAAGAUCCAGUAAAAGCGAUUGGCAGAUCAAGAAGAGGCGUCUGAAGUCCGCACUUCAGCAACACUACAGAAUACCCAAUGCUGACGCAAACUUCGCCACAGGACCGCCCAGCAGCAACGGGAACGAGGGGCGUCGUACACCACAUACACCUCUUGACAGUUUCACUCCUCCAGAUCCUAGUCGACUCUCCAUCUCGGCUGGCCAGUCGAAAUGGGGUGCCUCGCUGAACAGCAGCACCGUGAGUAACAGUCUGUUCCCUCCUGCUACGCCAACUGCCCAAAGGGACUACCAGUUCCCUUUUGCCAACAACGGAAUGGCUCCGAACGUUCAGGGAGUGACGCAGAACGACGUGGACACCAGUCUCGCCGCUCGGUUUAACGAAGUCGUCUUGUACGGCAAUGGAGAGUUUUCGCAGGUUUUCCGCGUCGAAGGUCGCAUCGAAAACCCGCUUGCGCCAUCCCAGCAGUCCAUGCGUGGCGGUGUUUGGGCCGUGAAAAAGACGAAGAAGCCGUUCACUGGUCCGCGCGAUCGUGAGCGCAAGUAUCGCGAGGUCGAGAUCCUGAGAGCGUUGAAGGGCAACGACCAUAUCAUCAGUUUUGUAGAUGCAUGGGAGUCUAAGGGCCAUCUGUACAUCCAAACCGAGUUUUGCGAAGACGGCAACUUGCGUGACUUUACGAUGAGACACGGCGCCAAAGGUCGGCUGGACGACUUCAGGAUCUGGAAGAUCUUGCUCGAGCUGGCCCUGGGCGUCAAGCACAUCCACGAGAGCGGCUUCAUUCAUCUCGAUCUCAAGCCUGCAAACGUACUUAUCGACUUCGAGGGCGUUCUGAAGAUUGCAGACUUUGGUCUCGCAAGCACGUGGCCUCCACCUGCCGACAUCGACGGCGAGGGCGACAGGGAGUACAUGGCUGCCGAGGUCCUUCAGGGCCGUUUUGACAAACCUGCUGAUGUCUACGCAAUCGGCAUCAUGAUUCUCGAAAUCGCGGCCAACAUGGAGCUGCCCAGCUACGGAGAAGGCUGGCAGCGCCUACGACACGGCAAUCUGGCUAACAUACCCAGCCUUACAUUCAGUUCGGCAUCAACGCUGCCACGCACCGAGGAUGGUGACCCGAUCAGUCCGUCUAAACUUGGCAGCGACGCCACGAACCCGCCGUCGGACGACUCGAGCGCAUCCAACGAGUCGACGUUGCCUCAGACAACAAUUGCGUCGCGCAGACCUUUCGACUUGGCGAACCCGCCCAACUUCAUGGUCGACCCGGAGGAUGAAAGGUCCCUCGAAUCAGUCGUCGUGCUCAUGAUGCAGGAGGAUCCGGACAGGAGACCGACCAUAGAGCAGGUCUACCAAUUUCCGGGCGUUCGAUGGGUGGAAAAAAGGAGACGCGCAGGAGCGACCAUCUACGAAGGGCCUUUUGGACCCGGAGACGAAGUCCUGAUGGGCGAUGGGGAUGUUGACAUGAUGGACGUGUGAGCCGAACUGCUGCUGCCCUUUUGCGGCGUAGGGACUCUUUUUAUUCCCGCGCUUAAUGUGAGCUCUUCAGGCGUCAUCCAUCGUGCGAUUAUCCGGCACACGUUUUACACCCAUAUCCAUCUUGCUAUUUUCUUGCAUUGUAUUGCAUCAGCGCUUCGUUCUCUCUGCUUCAGUCUUCCCAUCCGAAAUGCGAACAGACAUGCACAAUGGCGAAUGGUUGUUUUGUUUUGGUUCUUGGGGGUGUUUUUUCAUCCUCGCAAAGACUACUUGGCAUUGCAGGAGAUUUAGGGACUCUGUAUCGAUACUCGACGCAACUGAUUCACGAUCACGAUGAUGAUGUGCGGUAUCACGUUUGGGCGGCGUUUGAGCAUCUUGGGCGUCCGGUGGGCUUUUGCUUCUCUUUCUUCUGGCCAUGGAGGGCCUUUUUGUUGUGAUGAAAUGUGUAAUGACUAUUCGCAAGUGUGAACGGGCGAGUUUAUACGCCCCGAGUCUCCGGACCUUGGGAUUCUUGAGGCUGAAAAGGGCAGAGAGAACCAGGUCGGGAACAUUUUGCCUUCAUGCUGCUCGACAAGCAUGGACGCUUUAGAUAGAACCUAAAGAAAAAGAAUCAAAAUGGCUGGUAUGGGUGAAUCAUGC